AUGCUCUGCAUGAGAGGUUUCGAGCCUCUGGAUGAAGCGGCGGGUAGAUGGUUGCUACCGCAAGUUGGACGAGUGAUUUCACCAGUGUUGAUUGAGGUUGAGACCGAGGAGAGUCGGAAUGUGGAUGGUGUAAUGGCGCAAUACACGGCAUCGACAAGAGAGCUUCUGGCCCGGAAAGAAGCUGCUGAUGGUUUGAAGACUGAAGUGAGGAUCACCUUACCCUCGGAUUGGCCGAUGGCUAAGGCAAAAGUUCAGGUAUCCCCGAUACCAGGAGUACCAUCCUCGCGCAACCAAAAGCUAGCAUUAGCAGUUCUUCGUGAGAUGACCAGAGCGGGCAUGGCCCCGGCUUUGAGGAUCUGGUCGGCCAAUGUCGAGAGAAUAUUCGAUGGUGUUGAACCCUGCAACAAGCCAGAAGACGACCUGUCCGCUCU
Perkinsus marinus ATCC 50983 is the source of this 431-nucleotide messenger RNA. RefSeq lists its product as hypothetical. The record is from RefSeq and is a predicted model, not a curated record. Lineage: Eukaryota; Perkinsozoa; Perkinsida; Perkinsidae. The annotation marks the transcript as partial. The transcript has 3 exons.